Gongylonema pulchrum is the source of this 336-nucleotide messenger RNA. NCBI's taxonomy places the organism in Eukaryota, Metazoa, Nematoda, Chromadorea, Rhabditida, Gongylonematidae. The record is from the annotation of a GenBank genome assembly.
AUGCUCUCAGUAUCUUCGUGGCAUAUUUCGAAUUGUCAGGAUUGCGCUACUGUUCCCAGUUCGGAAAAAAAGAGAGCAUCCUUAUCCCUUACCGGUGCCUUUUAUGGAGAUGAACGACCUGCCUGUAAUCAAAAUUUAUGUGAAAAAGAGGAACGUGCAAAAAGCAUUUUGGAUUCGUUGGUGAAUGAACUGGACAAUAAGGAUGUUCUGGGUCACGAGCGUCGCUGUGUUCCGCAUUUGGCUGAAUGCAUAUAUCACGUAAUCGAUAGCCAAACUGACAUUCUCAUGGAUGCGAUAAAUAAAAUUAUGCUCAAAACACGAAGCCUAAGCUCGAAG